Cherax quadricarinatus is the source of this 594-nucleotide messenger RNA. Lineage: Eukaryota; Metazoa; Arthropoda; Malacostraca; Decapoda; Parastacidae. The record is from RefSeq and is a predicted model, not a curated record.
AUGACUGUUGACGAACUGGUGAAAACUCGCCUGAAACAGCAGAGGGGUGCAGAGCACAACCGCACUCAAACCGGGGUCAGCAGCGAAUUGACAGUGGCUUCAUCAGGCGGCUGCGGCACUGUCAGGAGCCAUGAACAAGAGUGCUUUAACCCAGAGGAGUGUUGCAAGUACACAAUGUUCUCGUCAGAAUUCAACGCUUGUUGUGCUGAACACGGCUGCUGCCCCAUUGAUUGCAGAUCCCAUACUGCAGAUGCUGCGGACUCCCAAUUGACCCAGUGUGGUGCCUGGGCUUGCUGCCGCUUCCAAGAAAAUUCCCCGGAAUUUGAACAGUGCUGUUCGGAACAUGGCUGCUGCCCGCUUUGCAGUAGGGUACCUUCAGGUUGCGGCUUUAACAUGCUCAUGUAUAAGUUGGGGCCAGUCAGUGAAGGUGUUCAAAGGGGAUGUGCGCUGAGCGGUGUGUGGAGCAAGACUGUUACUGAAGAACCCUUCUUAACUGCAGAAAUUGUUCCGUCAGGGUGCCACAACGCAUGCCAUUGUAACCUGUUUAAUGGUUUGCUCAAGAACGUGAUAGCUGUGAAGGAAUAUACAGGAUAA